Messenger RNA from Symbiodinium pilosum, 1053 nucleotides. The record is from the annotation of a GenBank genome assembly. NCBI's taxonomy places the organism in Eukaryota, Dinophyceae, Suessiales, Symbiodiniaceae.
AUGUUAUCGCCGAGAACAUCAUAUUUUUCGGAUCAUGCACAGCCGCUCGGUGACAUGUCCAAUCUGGUGGAGGUGAUCGAGGAGUGGAUGGUUUCACUUCCAGAGGCAGUCUUUGACUCACACGCGCGCUGCCUAUCUACGCAAUACGUUCUGGAGAACGCGCCAAUCCCAGACAGCCAGCGUGAUCGCCUGAGUCCAGAACAUAUCGCCGAAGCUGUUACAGACAGCGGUCUGCACACGCGUUUGUGCAGCGAGGCCGGUAAGGGCGCGCGAGUUGUAAAGAUUACACCUGACAGGGCCGAGCCAUCACAGGAAGCUCAGGGAGGUGUUUGGGCGCAGCAGUGGUUUGGUGGCAACUCGUCUGGAAGUGAUGUGGAGAGGACGAAGUUCGCUUACGUGGGCAGAGAGGCUGAUGGAAUUCGUACACCAGAGUUUGGAAGUGAUCAGAGCCCUCAGCAUUGCUACGACUGCCAGGACUGCAACGACUUUGACUACAACUGGGAGCAGCCUAUGCUUGUAGAGCCUGCUGCAUUUGUUCAGGUUCCCAUGAUGUGCACACCCUGGGGCAUGUCACCUAUGUUUGUGUGCCUUUCCGAGACGUCGGGCACCCCAACAUCCUUCGACCUGCAUUGGGCUGAAAGAAAGAUAUCGGAUUUGGAUGGUGCUUCUUCGGAGGCUGCUUGGCGAAAACGCAAAGGUCUCCUUUCCGCUGCUGUUGCCCGUUACCUGCGGCAAGAGGGCCAGCAUGGCAGCGUGCCCGUGGAGGAGUUGUUGCAGCAACAUCCAUACUUGUGGAACAAAUGCCACAGUGCAAGCGAGUUGGCAAGAUGUCUUGCACAUGCUGGGGAUCUGAAUCCUGUGGUUGUCGACCUUUUCAACUGCACUGUGCGACUGCGGACGGAGGAUGAGGCCUUAACAGCAGCCUGCGAGAGAAUCCUGGGUGGACUUCAGGACCAAGGUCUUUCAACGUUGAACUUCUUCGAGGCGCUGGGGUCACGCGAGGUGCAGUCAGGGUCUCAGGUUCUUCAAGCUCUGCGGAUUCUGAUACAUUAG